AUGAGACCGUUACGCGCAAAUGGCGAUGCAGUAUCCAUUGCAUGGGGUAGAUGUCCCGAAGAUUAUUUUGUUGUUCAAAACAAGUGGUACCCUCUAGGACGAAUUGAGCAUUAUAAUUACAAAGAAAGUGAAGACGACUCAUACAAAAUGGCAGCGAUUAGGAAGAAGCUUGUUAUCGUAGGUGAUGGUGCUUGCGGUAAAACCUGCUUACUCAUAGUUUUCAGCAAAGACCAGUUCCCUGAAGUAUACGUCCCCACAGUUUUUGAAAAUUACGUUGCUGAUAUAGAAGUUGAUGGCAAACAGGUUGAGUUAGCAUUAUGGGAUACCGCUGGACAAGAGGACUACGAUCGAUUACGACCUCUCUCCUACCCUGACACUGAUGUCAUCCUAAUGUGCUUCUCCAUCGACAGCCCCGACAGUUUAGAAAAUAUCCCUGAAAAGUGGACGCCAGAGGUGAAGCACUUCUGCCCUAAUGUCCCAAUUAUCCUCGUAGGGAACAAAAAGGAUCUUCGAAAUGAUGAAAACACAAGAAGGGAGUUACGCAAAAUGAAGCAAGAGCCAGUGAAACCUGAAGAAGGACGUACCAUGGCAGAUCGUAUCAAUGCUUUUGGCUACUUAGAAUGUUCUGCCAAAACAAAAGACGGUGUUAGAGAAGUAUUUGAAACUGCCACACGAGCAGCACUUCAAGUUAAGAAAAAAAAGAGAGCGAAGUGUAUGAUUCUAUAA
Messenger RNA from Owenia fusiformis, 726 nucleotides. The record is from the annotation of a GenBank genome assembly. Lineage: Eukaryota; Metazoa; Annelida; Polychaeta; Sabellida; Oweniidae.